Messenger RNA from Acyrthosiphon pisum (pea aphid), 1459 nucleotides. RefSeq lists its product as uncharacterized. The transcript is spliced from 8 exons. Lineage: Eukaryota; Metazoa; Arthropoda; Insecta; Hemiptera; Aphididae. The record is from RefSeq and is a predicted model, not a curated record. Bases 269 to 1246 code for a protein of 325 amino acids.
CUCCGUUCAUGUAACCGCGCAUUUCAAGCAAAGCUUCACUAACUUGUAUAUUAUAUACAAUUUUGUUUUGUAAUACCCAAUGGCGAGCCGAAGUGGUCAAUUUUGAUGCAGUUGCUAGACUUGACCCCGUGACUGUGGCGCAGAAUUUCAUGCUAAAGCCUGACCUCUUGGCUCUUUUGAUCACAUUUUAUUAACAUCAUAACUUUGUUAUAAGUAAAAAUAGGAUGGUGGUGGUGCUACAGGAAACUCAAUAUCUUCUAAAUCAAUCAUGUGCUAUUACAAAGGAAACAUGAUGGACUCUAGUACAGAAUUAAUUAGUCUAGACCCCAAAGAAAUACCGUGUGAAUGUGAAAUAAUUAUUUACAGUCGAUUUUCAAUCAACCAAUUGUCUGUAAUAGAUGUUGAUAAAACGUUCCUCAAAUUAGUGACAGACUUAAAUAAACCUGUGAUUGUGACCCUUUCACGAGAAGGUUUUUACACGGAUUGGGGUAUAAUAUUGGGUCCUGAUGGCAAUGCAAAAGACGCAAAAGUCUUAUGUGAUUUCGCAAAGGAAAACAAGAUAGCAGGAUACCUUUUAGAAGGGCUUACGCCAGAAUGCCUAUAUAGACCAUUCAAUGACAAAAUUGCACAAUAUAUUAUACCAUAUAUAAAACAAUUAUCAGAAUGUAGUUGUCCUGGAUUCAUAAUCGGUGUUGCUGUAGAUGCACAUGGAUCAUCUAUUAAGAACCCAUGUAUGUAUAAUUUUGCAGCAAUGAACGAUUUCGUAACCUUCUAUGAAAUAAAAACAUAUUUAUUGAAUGGAUGCGACCCUAGUAUAUACAACGGCAUAACUCCAAUUACAAAAUUCGAUCAUGGUGCCAAAUACUUAUAUGGGAUGGAAGAAGUGGCAUCAAUUCUAAAGGAAUCGAAAAUAUGUCUUACAAAAAUUGUCUAUGAUAUUGAAAUGUACCCAGUAGACCCUGCAUCCGAAACUUUUACUUCAUAUUCACAAGUGUGCAAAGGAGAGUUUAAUUGUUCAUCAUGGUGUAUACAAACUACAAACAAUUUUUUUGAUAAGGGAAAAUUUGCACUAGAACAAGACAGUGGAAUAAUUGUCAAGUUUGUGGAUCUCGAUGACAUUAAAAACGAAUGUGCUUGUAGUUCAUCGUUUAUCGGAUUUAAAAACAUAAUUGCAGGCUUCCGCGGUGGUUCACAAAUAACAUGUGCGAAGUAUGAUGUUCAAUCAACUCCAAAUUCAAUUAAAUAAUCAGCUAUUUCAUUAACUGUUAAAUAUGUACAAUGUAAACCCAAAUUCAAAUAUUGUUUAGCAUUGUCCAAACAUACAAAAUUUAAAAAUAUUUUGUAAGUCAAAGACACAAUGCUGUUUGAGGUAUUUUUUAUUCAAUCAGUAGCGAAUUUAGUUACAGGCCAUAGUUUUUAUAUAACAUUUCUGCAUAAUAUAUAGGAAAUAAAAAAUGAA